Messenger RNA from Branchiostoma belcheri (Belcher's lancelet), 1073 nucleotides. RefSeq lists its product as uncharacterized. The transcript is spliced from 5 exons. The coding region runs from base 226 to 939 and encodes 237 amino acids. NCBI's taxonomy places the organism in Eukaryota, Metazoa, Chordata, Leptocardii, Amphioxiformes, Branchiostomatidae. The record is from RefSeq and is a predicted model, not a curated record.
GCCAGGAAGUGACCCGCGGGUGGAGGGUACCGCUUCCGAGAACCUUGGGCAAGAUUUCUUUCUUCAUUUUCUACAUCUCUUCCUUGAGUGAUGUCAUUCCCCGUUGCUAUUUUAAGACUUCCUGUCGCGUCUUGGUGUAUAUAAAGCGUCUUGGUCCCACAUUUCGGUGCUAUCGUCUGCUAUUAGCUUACGAGUAAGAAUAAGUGUGAAGCAGAGGCUUGUAACAUGGGGAACAAACAUCCUAACGGCGUGAACACAGGGUCAGAGGAACACGGAGAGUCAACAUCACAAACGAUUCGGUUCGACAAGGUAUACACGCGAGUGAUGCGAAACCCCUUCCCGGAGUACGAGGGCCUCCUCAUUGAGAAAUCAGGGCAGAACGGACAGGGCACAGGAAAGGUGGUCCGGACUGACAGGCUCACGCCGGGAAACAAACACAAAGUGGUUGUACUUGUGUACACCUACAAAUGCACAUCGGAUGUAAACGGCACCUACGUUGUUCUGCAGUUUAACCAGUCUGAAAAGUAUUUCGCCGCCCACAAAAACAAACCAGACAAGCUCAUUCUGAAGAAAGCAGGCUGGACUCCGGAAAAUGCCGAGGACAUCACGACGACAUCCGACCGCCGAGUGUUCCUGAUGACGCCGAACCAGCUCGGCUCGCGCGAUCUCGUCUUCUCCUCGCGAGGCAGCCGUCAUCACGUGAUCUCCGUGUUUCAGAACAUCCGAAGGUUCGCCGAACUGGAGGACCAAGGAACCGGAACGGCGAUUGAAUCGCAGCUGUUUCAGCUGGAUUUCCCGGAAAUGCGCCGUGCACAUGAGGACUCCGAGUCAACGAAGGUCACAUUUCUGGAGAUCGUGCCGUUCCCGUUCAAACCGCUAGGGGGUGCUGAUGAACAGUCGGAUCAGGACGGAGAUGAGACAGAAAAGCUUUCCUGUUGAAUAUCCCGUCGCUCUCUUUGUAUUAGCCUUGAUUGAGAUUUUGUAACAAAAAUACUGUACGUGUGACGUGUCUGUAUUCAACACGGGUAUAUUGAUUUCGAAAACGAAGCCAAGCCGAGGGGGGAGAGAGAGAG